UGCACUGUUACCGCUGGAUCUGUCUGCGCUCCGGCCUCGGCCCGCUUCACCUUCACGGAGAGCAGCGCUGUGGGAGCUUAUACACGGAAAUACUACCAUUUCGGGCAUUUUGGGGAUGAAAAACUCUGAUUUAGGCUUUCAGGGCUUACUAGUGUUCCCGGAGUUUUCUGAGAGCGCGGUGUUUUCUCUCCUUACAGGCAGAGGCAGUUAUAAAGCGUUGUUAGAUCUAGAACAGCACGUUUUUCAUCUUAACGAAUUAUAAAACACUGGGCUGCAUUUCACUGGAAGCUGUGCUGCACAUCUGCUGCCCUCACUUGGACACUCAGCAUGUUUGCGCAUGGUGUGAGCUCUGAUGUCCCGCAGUGGACGAGUUAGCAGAGUUCUUCUUGAUCGCCCGUCACACUGAGACAACUUGAUGAAGACCAGAUAUUUGGGACUGUGAACUUAUUCAGCAUCAUCUGAUGUGGGUUCACACCACACUCUCAUAACUACAUAACGAAUCCCGCUGUGUUAGAACCCUCCUGCAGCGUCUUCAUCACCACGUGAGACUUCCUCGUGGUUCUCCAUCAUGGACUUCCUGCAGAUGAAACACCUGAAGCGGAAGCGGAAGAGUAACUACAGUGUGCGGGAGACGCAGACGCUGAUCCGGGAGAUCCAGCGCCGGCGGGACGUCCUGUUCUCACGGCAGCAGAACACGGCGGUGAACGAGCUGAAGCGGCGUGCCUGGGAGGAGGUGGCAGAGUGCGUGAAUGCGCUGGGUGAGGGCGAGGUGCGCACGGCUGGAGAGGUCAAGCGCCGGUACCUGGACUGGCGCACGCUGAUGAAGCGGAAGCAGCUGCGGGCACAGCUGGCUGCUGGACUUCAGCUGGACUACGACCCGCCCUGUUCGCCCGACAACGAGGGCUCGCUUGGUGGAGAACUGCCGCAGGACCCAGCCGGCUUUCAGAAAGAUCAGGGAUACUGGCAGGACCUGCCAGACCUCGGGGAGAACAGCGUUCACUGUGGGGUCAAAUUGGAGGACACAGAGGGUAGUGGAUAUAACCUGGACGGCGGAGUCUGCGACAGUGUUCCAGGUGAGGUAGAAGGUGAGGGUGAUGAAGAUGACGAAGACUGCUUCCCGUCUAUCCUGCAGGAUGUGGACAGAGAAGGAACCAUCCCUGAAGACUUUGCCCACAUUGAUGAGUUUGGUGUGCUGAGCUGCUCUAAAGCUCCCACUGGACCGUCGCUGGCUCGAGACCUGGGCCCCGACACACCUGGCGCACCUGAAGUGGGUGGGGCCACGCCAGGCCCGUCUGCAGGAGACAGCACAGGCCUCCUGGUGGCGCUGGAGAGGCAGCGUCUGGAGCUGGAGAAGCAGCGUCUGCAGGUGGAGUCGGAGCGGCUGCAGGUGGAGAAGGAGCGCCUCCAGGUAGAGAAGAAGCGGCUGUGCCAGGCCGAGAUGGAACGAGAGCGCCUCCAGCUGGAGAAAGAGCGCCUAGACUUGGAGAGGGAGAGACUCCGCCUGCUUGUGCACCAGUCAGCGCUGCCGCAGCAAAGCCCUGCCUCCUCCACCACCACAGCCACGCCCACCACCUCUUCCGCCCCGUCUUCGUCGUCUUCCAUGGAUGUGGAAAAGGACAGGAAGCCCUCCUGGCCAGUGUGGACGGAUCUGGAAGCAGAGAAGCUGAAGCUGGAGAAAGAACGCCUCCUGCUGGAGAAAGAGAGACUGCAGUUCUUCAGGUUCGAGUCAGGCCGGCUGCAGAUUGAGCGAGAGCGCCUCCAGGUGGAGAAGGAGAGGCUGCAGCUGCACAAGGACGGACAGCAGAUGGCGCUGCACUCGUGAAUUGUAGAACUGCUGCUUGUGGAGAUCUAGCAACCUGUUUGUAAAACACCGGAGCAGGUUAACAGAUUCUUCAGGAGGGUCUGAACUGUAGAGCCAGGUGUGUUAGACUAAAGGAGACAACAGCACAAACUGCUACUUUUCAGUGUCCUUAAAGCGAUAAUUUGACAAAUAAUCCAGCUCCCUCUGUUUACCCCCAAAUAUAGUCGAUCCACCACAUUUGGUGUCUGAAGUUUGCUUCUGUACUUUUGGCACUGGAGCUAUGAGGCUAAUGUAGCUAACAAGAAGCUUAUGUACACCAUUUGGCUGAUCAAGAGCGACUUACAAUUUGAUCAUUUUACACAGGUAGGCCAAGGCGGUGUUAGGAGUCUUGCCCAAGGACUCUUAUUGGUAUAGUGUUGGGUGUUUUGCCCAGGUGGGGCUUGAACCCCAGUCUACAGUGUAGAAGGCAGAGGUGUUAACCACUACACUAUCCCAACCACCACAGUUAGCACCACUUAGCACCAGUUAGUAUGGUGCUAACUGUAAACCUAAAUCAUCACACACUCCCCUCAAACUGUGUGGAAGUGUUCAGUAUCUCUAACAGACUUCAUUAUGUGGUUUCUGACACUGUAUGAGUUUUGAUUCCAAACUGGCCCGAAACACCUUUGAAUGUUUUGUGUCUGAAGCCCAACCAGGGAAUGACAGAAUUCUAUCCGAACCACAUUAGCCAGCUUCUUUGUCUGUCCAACCUGAGUACAAGAAAAGUUCUGGUUGGACCCAAACCGACCCGAACCACAUUGUUGCACUUUAAGUCAGAACUCGACCCGAGUACAACAGAACUCUAUCCAAAACCCACCUGACCUGAACCCGCCCGAGCACAACAGAGUUCGAUCCGGUUCUAACUCGAGCAGAAGCACAUCAUCAUGUUUUGAGACUAGUCGGAUUCGACCUGAGCACAUCAUGCUUUGAGUCUGAACCUGACAAGAACCACAUCAUCCUUUAAGACCAAACCCGACCAGAACCACGUCAUCAUGUUUUGCAUUCAAACCACGUUGACAUGCUUUAAGUCCAUACCUGACCGGAACCAUGUCAUCAUUUAGAGUAGAGAGAAGUGUUGUGUCGAAACCAGACCAGGUGAUGAUCCAAAUCCAACCCAACCACAAACCAUAUCGUUUAAAAUCCAAACCCAAUCCGACCGCGACAGAAUUCUAUCACAUCCCUAUCCAACUACAUCAUUAUGCUCCAAGUCAGACCCUACCUGAGUAUGAAUUCUGUCUGAAACUGACCAGAACCACAUCACCCUAACAGUAAUAGCCAUCAUCAGAUCACCGACAAAUAAAAUAAAAGUACUAUUAAAUACCGAUACAAUCAAAUAGUAAUCUUUUGUCCAGAAUGUAUUCAGCUCUUGACUGAACAGUCAAACUUUACAGACCAAACAUGCUGAUCGACUGUAUUAGAGCUCAUUAAUUUAUCAGACUAUCACUUCAUCAUCUGGCAGAUGAACAGAGACUGUGGUCCAGAUUUUGUCUGUGUGCUCCGGCGCGGCUGUGGCUCAGCGCCUCAGACAGACAGGGUGCCGGAUGGAGGGAUGAGCUGGAGGACAAAGUAAACCCUCCCUGAGGAUGGAGGGAUUUAAAGAGGUUUAAUGGUGGAGCUCUAGAAGACUCAGUGUGUCUGUACGUGUCGUGAUGGAGUCCCAGUGUUUCUGCGUUCCUGUUGGUCCUAUAGUCGAGUCUCCGGAGUUCCUCUCUCUUCUUCUGUUUUUCCUGUGCUCACAUGUUCUCAGCAGAUGGAAACUUUGUUGUGUGUGUAUCGUGAUAUGAUCUCAGCUAUGCUGUCAGACUGUGUGGACUGCCAGAAAACUCGGAAAUCUCUGCUAGUGUAAACUGUGCCUUAGCUAACUGAGCUAAUCAGGAGCCGCUCGCUCUUAGCUUGUUAUUGUGUGUGUUAGCAGGAACGGAGCGGCUAACUGCGUUAGCAACUUACUCAACUUCACUGUGAAGCUGGUCAGAUUGAGGGACGUGGGGAGUUUUGUGUUGGGUGUGCUGAGGUAUUAUACAGCUUUUACAUGCUGGAUACAUUACAGUUGCUUCAUGGUAGUGUGUGUGCAGCUGUUAAUGUGGUUCUUUGAUAUGAUCUCCUUAGUAGCUCUCAAAUGAGCUAAUUAGCUUAGCUAGUUUGGACUGGCAGAUGAACAGUGUGGUAGCGGUGAGAGGUGGUGCCAACCAAUUACAGGUUGGUCUGUCACAGGCCAACUAAUCACAAGCUAACCAAUGGCAAGUCAACCAGUCACAGGCUAACCUGUGAAGCUAACCAAUCACAGGCAAACCAAUCAGAAAGUAAUGUGUGAAGCAAUCAUCACAGGGCUAACCAAUCACAAGCCAACCAAUCACAGUCUAACCAAUCACAACCAAUCAGUAACCUAGGAAGCUUUGCAAUCCCAGGCUAAUCAAUCACAAGCCAACCAAUCACAGGCUAAUCAGUUUCAAGCCAACCAAUCACAGGAAAACCAAUCAUAAAGUAACCUGUGAGGCCCACCAAUCACAGGCUAAUCUAUCACAAGCCAACCAGUCGCAGACUAACCAAUCUUGGGUUAAUGUGUGAAGCUAACCAAUCACAGGCAAACCAAUCAGAAAGUAAGCUGUGAUGCUACCCAAUCAGAAAGUAACCUGUGAAGCAGUCAUCACAGGGCUGACCAAUCACAAGCCAACCAAUCACAGGCAAACCAAUCGGCAAGGAAUCUAUGAAGCGAACCAAUCACAGGCUAAUCAACCACAAACUAACCAAUCACAGACUAACCAGUCAUAAAGGAAUCUAUGAAGCUAACCCGUUACAGGCUAAUCAACCACAAACUAACCAAUCACAGACUAAUCUAUCACAAGCCAACCAGUCGCAGACUAACCAAUCUUGGGUUAAUGUGUGAAGCUAACCAAUCACAGGCAAACCAAUCAGAAAGUAAGCUGUGAUGCUACCCAAUCAGAAAGUAACCUGUGAAGCAGUCAUCACAGGGCUGACCAAUCACAAGCCAACCAAUCACAGGCAAACCAAUCAGCAAGGAAUCUAUGAAGCGAACCAAUCACAGGCUAAUCAACCACAAACUAACCAAUCACAGACUAACCAGUCAUAAAGGAAUCUGUGAAGCUAACCCGUUACAGGCUAAUCAACCACAAACUAACCAAUCACAGACUAACCAAUCAUAAAGGAAUCUAUGAAGCUAACCAGUCACAGGCUAAUCAACCACAAACUAACCAAUCACAGGCUAGCCAAUUGCAAAGCAACCUGUGACAAUAGCCAAUCACAGGCUAAUCAAUCACAAGCCAAGCAAUUACAGGCUAAUCAGCUACAAGCAAUCAUGGGCUGACUGAAGCUAACCAAUCACAAGCUGAGCAAACAUAAGCUAACCAAUCACAGGAUCCAGGCUAUCAAAGCACAAGCUUUGUGCAGUGGACCGAUCACAAGCAGACCAAUCGGCCUGAUUUACUCAUUUAUGCUUAACUUACUAAUUUAAAAUAAAUCUGAAAGUCUCAGGUGCUUCAUUUUAUAAUUCCCUGAGUGUCCAGGCCAAACAUUCGACGCUGGAAGCUCCAGACAUCACAGUUAAAAUAUAAAAGUGAAGGAAAAAUCAUCAGACAACAAGCAAACAAGCUCAAACUGCGGGUCAUAGUGUCAGCAGUUGUAGUUGAGUGAUGCUGACACCAGGGGGAGCUGCAGUGCCCUCAGCACAGACCCGUCCCACUUCCCUGAUCACAGCAGACUCACACAAAUAUUCCAGUCUGGUUCAGCUUCAUCUGAGCACACGUGUAGCUGAAUGUGAUUAUCGUAUUGAUUAUAGAUCAUUGAGUAAUCUGUCGAUCACGGAGUUCAGUGUGUGUGUUUAUUGUUUCUCUCCCGGCUGACAGUUGGGUCAACGUGCCUCCAAAACAGACUGAACAAUCAUCUGCUCUCAUUUUCAUACAGUUAUUUAUUUUUUUUAAUCUGUAUUUACUUUUUGAUAAGACAUUUUAACUAUGUUAUGUAGAGGAGUUGUGUGAAAGGGGAAUUCCACCACUUUUCCAAAAUUCACCCAUAAUUAAAUGAUUAAGAAACGGUCAUUCAGAGUGGUUUUGGUGUGAAACGCUCUGUUCUAGAUAAACUUACCGA
Messenger RNA from Pygocentrus nattereri (red-bellied piranha), 5941 nucleotides. RefSeq names its product Myb/SANT-like DNA-binding domain containing 4 with coiled-coils (gene msantd4). Lineage: Eukaryota; Metazoa; Chordata; Actinopteri; Characiformes; Serrasalmidae. The record is from RefSeq and is a predicted model, not a curated record. The coding region runs from base 569 to 1822 and encodes 417 amino acids. The transcript has 4 exons.